AUGGAUUUUGAUGAUUUGGAUGAAGAGAUUGAAAAACGCGUGGAAGCAGGCGAGGAAGUCGCCUGCAAGGUGAUUGAGAACCUGCAACCCGUGAAGGGCACCACGUUGCCGUUGAUGACGCGUUCCCUAAAGUUGCCUGACUUCAGCCGUUUGCCAGCGGCCAAGAAGAAGGCCUUGCCACCAUACAAUGGACAAAGUGUCCCUCCCAGGGAGCCCGUGCUGCGACUUCUUUGCAUCCACGGUGCGGCUGAUAGCUAUGCUGCAGACUGGUGUGUCUUGGAGAACGAGGCUCCUCCCAAUGUGGAGGUAGCUAUGCACGAAUUUCCAGGACAUGGUCAUAGAGACACGGAGGACUUUCUGACAACACUGGAUGACCUGGUGGAUGAUUGUUUCGAUGCCUUCAAGGAUGCGAUGAACACAGGUGCCUUUGCAUUUCUGGGCCACUCCAUUGGUGCCUUAAUGGCCAUCAAGGUGGCCAAGCGAGCACGCGCCGAGUUGGGCGUUGAGCCCGUCCUCGUGGUGAUGUUGGAACGGGGUGCUGCACAGCAUCCGCUCUUCACAGACUCUGGUGCUCAGUGGCUGAGAGAUGACCCUGUGACGUUCUUUGAGGUUUGGAACCCCACGAUCUUCAAGCUCUACAAGAGUGCUGGCGAAGUAGGCGCUCGCACCCUGAAAAUGUGGGCAACGGAUCAGAUCAUGGACCAAGAUGCCAUCGAAGUGGGUUACCAUCGCUUCAAGUGUCCCAUGCUGGCCGUUGGGGCUGAGUUGUCCUGGCGGACCUGGGUGAAGCUGGAUGAGGCCACUCCAGAGGUGAAAGAAUGGAUCAAGACAAAGGCGACCAUAGGCGCAUACAUGAAGGAAAAGGAGGACAAAAUCUUUCACGGGCAUUUUCCUGAAUGGACCUAUGAGGGUUGGCAGGAGUGGACAGAACACCCUGCUGGUUGCCGUAUUGUGGAGUGUAAAGAGGCAAACCAUAUGGACAUCAAGAUCAAUCCGCACUUCACAACUGAGCUUUGGAAAACUCUGAAGCAAGUCACGGACGCUUUCUGA
Cladocopium goreaui is the source of this 1050-nucleotide messenger RNA. NCBI's taxonomy places the organism in Eukaryota, Dinophyceae, Suessiales, Symbiodiniaceae. The record is from the annotation of a GenBank genome assembly.